This is a messenger RNA of Nanorana parkeri, 712 nucleotides long. RefSeq names its product SEC11 homolog C, signal peptidase complex subunit (gene SEC11C). The record is from RefSeq and is a predicted model, not a curated record. The transcript has 6 exons. Gene Ontology annotation, molecular function: serine-type endopeptidase activity. Gene Ontology annotation, cellular component: membrane; signal peptidase complex. NCBI's taxonomy places the organism in Eukaryota, Metazoa, Chordata, Amphibia, Anura, Dicroglossidae. The coding region runs from base 133 to 666 and encodes 177 amino acids.
GCGGCCUAUGAGCGAGUACCACAUGGAGCAGGGGGGGAACGGGGUGGUAUCUUCUCCUCCUCCUCUUGCUGCCAGCCUGUGUAUUGUGGCAGCUCAGCCCAUGUACCCCUCUCCCGGGCCCGCACCGUAGACAUGGAUGUGUUCGGGGACCUGCGGAGGAUGAACAAGAGGCAGCUGUACUAUCAGGUACUGAAUUUUGCCAUGAUAGUAUCAUCGGCUCUCAUGAUAUGGAAAGGCCUUAUUGUAGUCACCGGCAGCGAGAGUCCCAUAGUUGUCGUACUCAGUGGCAGUAUGGAACCAGCUUUUCACCGGGGAGACCUGCUUUUCCUAACAAACUUCCAGGAAGACCCCAUCCGAGCCGGAGAAAUUGUGGUCUUUAAAGUAGAAGGAAGAGAUAUCCCUAUAGUUCACAGAGUCAUCAAAGUUCAUGAAAAGGAAAAUGGUGACAUUAAGUUCCUGACCAAAGGUGAUAACAAUGAAGUUGAUGACCGAGGUCUAUAUAAAGAAGGCCAGAACUGGCUGGAAAAGAAGGACGUAGUAGGCAGAGCGAGAGGGUUUCUGCCAUAUGUCGGAAUGGUAACUAUAGUGAUGAAUGAUUAUCCCAAAUUUAAGUACGCUGUUUUGGCAAUCAUGGGAGCUUUUGUACUUUUAAAACGUGAAUCUUAACCUUUGGAGUCGACAUUGGCAAGAUAAACAAAGGAAUCAGCGUAUG